CAGCGUGUGGGUCUAGAACGUGUGGCCGCUAGUGGCGGCGUCAAACGGUCAGUCGGGGUUCAAAGAGGAAAACAUGGCGGAAAACAAAGGCGGUGGGGAGACGGAAACCUCUUUAAGCAGUAGUAGUAACGGUGGUGUUCCUCCCGAGUCUCAUGUAGUUGAGGAAGUAGUGGAAAAUGCUGAAAAAACGCCGCAGGAAAGUCCAGCUUCUUCUACAGCAGCAACCCCUACUGUCGUGAACUUGCUGGAUACGUGCGCCGUGUGUAGACAGAGCUUGCAGACCCGCGAUUCAGAACCCAAGCUUUUGCCGUGUCUUCAUUCUUUUUGUAGGCGGUGUUUACCAGAGCCUGAAAGGCAGCUCAGUGUACCUGUCCCUGGGUCUAACAACGGGGAUCUUCAUUUAGGUAUGUACAAGCUGUGAAGAUAAUGCUAGUGCGGUUGGAUUUUGUGUGGAAUGUGGAGAAUGGCUUUGUAAAACCUGCAUAGAGGCACAUCAGCGAGUAAAAUUUACGAAGGAUCACAUGAUCAGAAAAAAAGAGGAGGUCUCCUCAGAGGCAGUUGGAGCAUCUGGACAACGCCCUGUUUUUUGUCCUGUUCACAAACAAGAGCAGUUAAAGUUAUUUUGUGAAACAUGCGACAGACUGACAUGCAGAGACUGUCAGCUACAAGAACAUAAAGAACAUAGGUACCAAUUUUUAGAAGAAGCUUUCCAAAAUCAGAAGGGUGCAAUUGAAGGUUUAGUAGCCAAACUUCAUGAGAAGAAAAAUUAUGUUCAUUUUGCAGCAACUCAAGUCAAAAAUAGGAUAAAAGAAGUCAAUGAAACACACAAACGAGUGGAGCAAGAAAUCAAGGUGGCCAUAUUUACCCUCAUCAACGAAAUAAAUAAAAAAGGAAAGUCUUUACUUCAGCAGCUGGAGAAUGUGACAAAAGAGAGGCAGGUGAAGCUGAUGCAGCAGCAGCAUGACAUUAAUGGUCUUUCACGGCAAGUAAUGCAUGUGGUGAACUUCACAAGCUGGGCCAUUUCCAGUGGCAGCAGCACAGCGUUGCUGUACAGCAAAAGACUGAUCACUUUCCAGUUGCGUCACAUUCUGAAAGCACGCUGUGACCCUGUCCCAGCAGCUAAUGGUGCUGUACGUUUCCAUUGUGAUCCAACAUUCUGGGCCAAAAAUGUUGUUAAUUUAGGUAAUCUUGUUAUUGAGAACAAACCGACUACUGGUUACACUCCUAAUGUUGUAGUGGGACAAGGUCCUCCAGUAACAAAUAAUGUUUCUAAACCUCCUGGGCAGAUAAAUUUGGCGCAGCUCAGGCUUCAGCAUAUCCAGCAGCAGGUGUAUGCCCAGAAACAUCAGCAGAUCCAACAGAUGAGGAUGUCCCAACCUCCUGCACCUCCGCAUCCUAGACCUCAGAUUUUACAACAGCCACCUCCAAGAUUAAUAAGCAUGCAAGCAGUUCCUAGAGCAAACAUGAACUGUGGAACCUUUCAGGCUCAUCAGAUGAGAAUGGCACAGAAUGCAGCACGUGUACCAGGUGUUCCACGCCACAAUGGACCUCAGUACUCAAUGAUGCAGCCACAUCUGCAAAGACAGCAUUCCAAUCCUGGGCAUGCAGGACCCUUUCCAGUAGUUUCAGUCCACAAUAAUGCUGCUAACCCAACCAGUCCUACCACUGCCAGCAUGGCCAAUGCAAACCGCGGACCAACUAGUCCAUCCAUUUCAUCAGUAGAACUUAUUCCAUCAGUAACAAAUCCAGAGAAUCUCCCAUCUCUUCCAGAUAUCCCACCCAUCCAGUUGGAAGAUGCUGGGUCAAGUAACUUAGAUAACCUUCUUAGCAGAUUUAUUGGUAAUCACCCAUCUCUACAGCCUGCAGGUAUUAUGUCUCCAGGGCCUACGUCACUAUCACCUGGUGCAACAGGCUUGUCCAACUCCCAUACACCAGUCAGACCUCCAAGUACUUCGAGCACAGGUAGUAGGGGCAGCUGUGGAUCCACAGGUAGGAGUGUAGACCGGAGUACGAGUUUCAACCCCGAUCAUGUAAAAGUAAAACAGGAACCUGGGACUGAAGAAGAAGUAUGCAGUUUUUCUGGAACCGUCAAACAGGAGAAGGCAGAAGAUGGCAGAAGAAGUGCGUGUAUGCUGAGCAGUCCAGAAAGUAGCUUGACGCCGCCUCUUCCAAGUAAUUUGCAUCUGGAAAGUGAACUGGAAGGACUUCGGAAUCUUGUGAAUAAUGUAAAAUGUGAGCUAACGUCUGGGAACUCAAGUUGCAAACAACAGACUAGUAAUACACUUGUAAAUGGAAAAUCUAUAUGUAGAACUGCAGUACAUCGAUCACCUAGAGCUGCUGGGGAAAGCAGCAAUAAAGAGGAUGAUCCCAAUGAGGACUGGUGUGCUGUAUGCCAGAAUGGUGGUGAUCUGCUUUGUUGUGACAAAUGUCCCAAGGUUUUCCACCUCACAUGUCAUGUGCCUACACUUCUCAGCUUUCCAAGUGGAGAGUGGAUCUGCACGUUCUGUCGUGAUAUAAACAGUCCUGAAGUAGAGUACGAUUGUGAUAACUUGCAGCACAUUAAGAAGGGGAAAACCGUACAGGGUUUGAACCCAGUAGACCAAAGGGUGAGUGUUUCAGAAUUUGGUGAGAAAGUAAAAUGA
Messenger RNA from Protopterus annectens (West African lungfish), 2642 nucleotides. RefSeq names its product tripartite motif containing 33 (gene TRIM33). Gene Ontology annotation, molecular function: zinc ion binding. NCBI's taxonomy places the organism in Eukaryota, Metazoa, Chordata, Ceratodontiformes, Protopteridae. The record is from RefSeq and is a predicted model, not a curated record.